GGCUCCCCCCUGCCUCCUGCCUGUCCCCGCGCCGGACUUUUCCCUCCUCCCGAGGAUGAGGCGGCCGACGCGGCGGCUGGCGCUGUCUCUGAUGGGGGUGCUCUGGCUCGCCGCCCUCCUCCUCUUCUUCUUCGGGGCGCGGAGGAAGUUGGAGGCGGCGGAGCCCGAGGGACACACGCCGGAGGAAUCGGAUGUGGACUGGGACGACCUUUGGGAUCAGUUUGAAGAGCGGAGGUACCUGAGUGCCCGGAGGUGGAAGGGCGGCGAGGACCCGUACCGGCUCCAUGCCUUUAACCAGCGGGAGAGCGAGAGGAUCCCCAGUGACCGUGCUGUCCGUGACACCCGCCAUCACAGGUGUACGACUUUGCACUAUGGCCAGGACCUCCCACCAACAAGUGUCAUCAUCACCUUCCACAACGAGGCCAGGUCAACCCUGCUAAGGACAAUUCGGAGCGUGCUGAACCGCACCCCAGUGCACCUCGUCCAGGAAAUCAUACUAGUGGAUGACUACAGUGAUGAUCCUGAUGACUGCCGCUUGCUGGGCCAGCUCCCCAAGGUGAAGUGCUUGCGGAAUGGACGGCGAGAAGGUCUGAUCCGGUCCCGAAUCCGAGGGGCAGAUGUGGCAAAAGCAGGUGUCCUGACCUUUCUGGACAGUCACUGUGAGGUGAAUAAGGACUGGCUGCUCCCUCUGCUGCAGAGGAUCAAAGAGGAUCCCACCCGAGUGGUCAGCCCCGUUAUUGACAUCAUCAACUUGGACACUUUUGCUUAUGUGGCAGCAUCCUCAGACCUGAGAGGAGGUUUUGACUGGAGUUUGCAUUUCAAAUGGGAGCAGCUUUCCCCGGAGCAGAAAGCCAAAAGACUUGAUCCCACCGAACCCAUUAAGACACCCAUCAUUGCUGGAGGGCUGUUUGUGAUCGACAAAGCCUGGUUCAACCACCUGGGGAAAUAUGACAGUGCCAUGGACAUCUGGGGUGGGGAGAACUUUGAAAUCUCUUUCCGUGUGUGGAUGUGUGGAGGGAGCCUGGAAAUCAUCCCCUGCAGCCGCGUUGGUCAUGUCUUCCGGAAGAAACAUCCAUAUGUCUUUCCAGAGGGAAAUGCCAAUACAUACAUUAAAAACACCAAGCGCACCGCGGAGGUGUGGAUGGAUGAGUUCAAGCAGUACUACUACGCAGCUCGUCCCGCAGCCCAGGGGAGGCCUUAUGGAAAUGUCCAGAGCAGAGUGGAGCUGCGGAAGAAGUUGAAAUGCCACAGCUUCAAGUGGUACCUGGAAAACGUUUAUCCCGAACUUCGGAUUCCCGAGGAGUCACUCUAUCAAACUGGGAUGAUCAGGCAAAGACAGAGCUGCCUGGAGUCACACAAGUCUGAAGACCAAGAGCUCCCCAUCCUGAGUUUAAAUCCUUGUAACAGCAGCAAGGGCACAGUAGCAAAGGCACAGGAAUGGACAUACACGUACAACCACCAAGUUCGCCAGCAGCAGCUGUGUUUGUCUGUGUACACUCUCUUCCCUGGUUCCCAGGUGCUGCUGUCACCUUGUAAAGAAGGUGACAACAAGCAGCGAUGGGGUAAGGUUGGGUCACACAUCGAACACAUAGCCUCACGCUUCUGUUUGGACACUGAGACGAUUGGGGACACCCAUGAAAGUAUUAAAGAGCUUGUCAUCAACCCUUGUGAGAGCACAGCCAUGAGUCAGCGCUGGGACAUGGUGAUGUCUUGACCUGCUGGAGGACGUGCACGGCAGGGACGGGCACUGAGACGUUGCUAUGCACAGCCACAAUGCACCAGCUGGAGCUCAGAUGCAAAACCAUUGGGAGUCCUUGUGUUCUGUGGGACAGAAGGAGAAUCGUUCAAAUAAGAAUGGGACACGGCGCUCCGAGUUGAACAACGCAUUUUGACUCUGAGACACGCAGCUGGUAUUGGCCUGUUGGCAGUCAUACAUGCAGAGAGAAGGGAUGGCUAAAAAACAAGCUUGAAAUGUUUUAGAGGGAUACUGGGGCUCCUGCAAUGGGCUGUACAGAACUUCAGUGUACACAGUAUUGGUUAAUCCACCUGAAAACACAGGCAGAAGAGCCUUGAAGACCAAAGGGAAAUUUGGACUGAGCAAAGCAAGCAUCUCAAUAGCUUUUGAGGGUUGAGGUGGGUGCACAAGGUGGGAUGUGCCAAGGGAUGCUAAGAAACAACUCCAGGGAUCAAGUGGAAAACACUGAAUUAUUCUUUGCACUUUUUAUUGCUGUGGAUGUUUUUGUCUCUGCAGACAGCAUGGGUGGAGCCAUGUUGCACGUUUGAAUUUGUACCUAAUCCACGUACAUGUUGUGUAUACAGAGGCAGAGCAGUCAUUUAUGUCUGUGGCCAGGAUCAAAACAGCAAGUAGUGGGGGAAUCCUGCUUUGUGCUAACUGCACAUGGGGCUUGUUGAAUCUCCAAAGCCCAAGCAAACAGAGGAUUCAGUGUGUGAGAUUAAAGGAUAUAAACUGCUGUGAAGCUAGGAGGAAAUGCAGUAACAUGAUUAUUUCUUCUCUCUGGAGGCAAUGGGUCACUGAAAACUCCCCUAUAAUCUCUCUGUGUGUCUCUCACUGCUUCAGAUCUGGACUAAAUCAAAUUUUCACUUUUAUUCCAUAAAAGUAAUAUUUUUGGUAAUUGAA
This is a messenger RNA of Empidonax traillii (willow flycatcher), 2638 nucleotides long. RefSeq names its product polypeptide N-acetylgalactosaminyltransferase 14 (gene GALNT14). The coding region runs from base 56 to 1714 and encodes 552 amino acids. The transcript has 15 exons. NCBI's taxonomy places the organism in Eukaryota, Metazoa, Chordata, Aves, Passeriformes, Tyrannidae. Gene Ontology annotation, cellular component: Golgi apparatus. The record is from RefSeq and is a predicted model, not a curated record.